AUAUAUAUAUAUCAAAACCUCAAACCCUAGUAGACUCUGUUUUCGGCCCGUCUCCGAAGAUUCACGUGAGGAUUGUCAAGGAAAAUCGCCAUUGGAGCUGAUUGGUGAUGGCUCCGAAGCAACCUAACACUGGCCUCUUUGUGGGUCUCAACAAAGGGCAUAUUGUAACCAAGAAGGAAUUGGCUCCACGACCUUCAGAUAGAAAGGGGAAAACAAGUAAAAGAAUCCAUUUUGUGAGAAGCCUCAUCAGGGAGGUUGCUGGUUUUGCUCCAUAUGAGAAGAGAAUCACUGAACUUCUUAAAGUUGGAAAAGAUAAGCGAGCACUGAAAGUGGCAAAGAGAAAGCUGGGCACGCAUAAGAGGGCAAAGAAGAAGCGUGAGGAGAUGUCCAAUGUACUCCGCAAGAUGAGGUCCGGUGGAGGUGGUGAGAAGAAGAAGUGAGCUGUUGCAAGUAGAUCUCCUCUUAGAGUUUACUGGCAAAACAGAUUAAAAAAUAGAGUUUGUUUAGCUUGUAUGUCUUUCUUCGAAAACAAGUGCUUCAAAUGUUGCAAUUUGGGCUCCCAGCGGAGACUAUUUAAGUUUAAGACAGGUACUUCGUGCCAUUUCCUUCCAUGCCGAAUCUCUUUCUUUUUGUCAUUGAACCUCAUUGUUUUUUCAUAAAUGGUUUUUUCUCUA
Diospyros lotus (date-plum) is the source of this 674-nucleotide messenger RNA. Its product is annotated as 60S ribosomal protein L36-2-like. Gene Ontology annotation, molecular function: structural constituent of ribosome. The transcript is spliced from 5 exons. The record is from RefSeq and is a predicted model, not a curated record. Gene Ontology annotation, biological process: cytoplasmic translation. Gene Ontology annotation, cellular component: cytosolic large ribosomal subunit; ribosome. NCBI's taxonomy places the organism in Eukaryota, Viridiplantae, Streptophyta, Magnoliopsida, Ericales, Ebenaceae. The coding region runs from base 108 to 440 and encodes 110 amino acids.